Molecule: messenger RNA, 726 nt
Organism: Macadamia integrifolia
Lineage: Eukaryota; Viridiplantae; Streptophyta; Magnoliopsida; Proteales; Proteaceae
Product: stress enhanced protein 1, chloroplastic
Exons: 4
Coding region: 115-549 (144 amino acids)
Biological process (GO): cellular response to high light intensity
Source: RefSeq, a predicted model, not a curated record
GGGCAAGAAGAAGGGACACGUGUCAGUUUCGCCUUGUAAGUCUUGAGUCGAGAAGCGAGAACGGAAUAGAUAGGAGUCGAGAGACGAGGGGCUCCUCUCUUAUCCAUCCCAGCAAUGGCUCAAGCUCUGGUUUCGGCCUCGCUCUGCUACUCCCUUCGAGAUGUGAGAGCCGUUAACCCUUUUAGUGCCGGUGUUCUUCCUCGGCUUCCGCUUGCCAAUAUUUCGGGAACCGCCACCUCCUUCGCCCGGGGAUCUCCGCUUCUAGUUUCAAGGACUCUUAAUCAAAUUAAACCGGCAUGUAAAGCGGCAUCGAUUUCCAUAAGAUGCGAACAAGGUACAAAAGGAGGCAGUGGUGGUUUGGAUGUAUGGCUUGGCCGAUUUGCAAUGAUUGGUUUUACAGUGGCUAUAACAGUGGAAAUAGUAACAGGAAAGGGACUGCUGGAGAACUUUGGGCUUACUUCUCCAUUGCCCACGUUGGCGUUGGCGGUUACAGCAUUGGUUGGAAUUCUGACAGCAGUUUUUAUCAUCCAAUCUGCUUCGGAGGAUUGAGAGUUCUUGAUGUCUGUGAAUAUCUUCUGUAAAAGAGGUGGAACUUUGUGAAAAUUCUUUGUCCAUUUCUUGUAUUCUUUAUCUUUAAAAUUUUGUAUUAACGAUUAUCGGAGACCAACAGCAAGACUUUGACCAUGUAACUCACGGCUCUUGAAAAAAUUUCUAUUGACUUGAAAA